AGCAACUACGACAUCUCCAGAAUUCCAGCUGGACUAAAUAUUUUGAGCUUGCACACUCACUGCGUAGCCAUGUUCCCACUGCUCCAAGAGCCCCGUCCUUCCUAUAUACACUGCCCCAUCACACUGUUCACUCGUCGUCCAGCCCAAGUCUCCAAGAUCAGAGGAUGCCUCUUGCCACAAUGGCAUCGGCAUCCUCGUCCCGGUAUCCUUCCCUCUUGGUCGCUCUCUUGUGCGCCAUUGCCGCCGUCUCUUCUGCGGCCGCCGGUCCGGGCAAUAGCCGCGGUGGUAGCGUGGGACGCGGCCCGAUCAGCACGAACGGGAAGAACUACACCGAGGUGUGCGACCCGGCGCGGUUCGCGGCCUUGGGCCUCGACAUGUCGGGCUUCCGGUACUGCGACGCGUCGCUGCCGUACGCCGACCGGGUGAGGGACCUCGUGGGCCGGCUGACGCUGGAGGAAAAGGUGCGCAACCUCGGUGACCAAGCGGAGGGCGCGCCCCGCGUCGGGCUGCCGCCAUACAAGUGGUGGGGGGAGGCCCUGCACGGCGUGUCCGACGUCGGACCCGGCGGCACGUGGUUCGGCGACGUGGUGCCCGGCGCCACCAGCUUCCCGCUCGUCAUCAACAGCGCGGCGGCGUUCAACGAGUCCCUGUGGCGGGCCAUCGGCGGAGCGGUGUCCACGGAGAUCAGGGCCAUGUACAACCUGGGCCACGCCGAGCUCACCUACUGGAGCCCCAACAUCAACGUGGUGCGCGACCCGCGGUGGGGCCGCGCCAGCGAGACCCCCGGCGAGGACCCCUUCGUCAUCGGCCGCUACGCCGUCAGCUUCGUCCGCGGCAUGCAGGACGUCGACCGCCCAUACGCUGGCGGCGACCCCUUCUCGCGGCCCAUCAAGGUCUCCAGCUGCUGCAAGCACUUCGCCGCCUACGACGUGGACGCGUGGUUCAAGGCCGACCGCCUCACGUUCGACUCGCAGGUCCAGGAGCGCGACAUGAUCGAGACCUUCGAGCGCCCAUUCGAGAUGUGCAUCCGCGAGGGCGACGCGAGCUGCGUCAUGUGCUCCUACAACCGCAUCAACGGCAUCCCCGCCUGCGCCGACCACCGCCUCCUGUCGGAGACCGUCCGCGACCAGUGGCAGCUCCACGGGUACAUCGUCUCCGACUGCGACUCGGUCCGCGUCAUGGUCAGGGACGCCAAGUGGCUCAACUACACCGGCGUCGAAGCGACCGCUGCGGCCAUGAAGGCCGGCCUGGAUUUGGACUGUGGCAUGUUCUGGGAGGGCUCCCGGGACUUCUUCACCACCUACGGCCUCGACGCCGUGCGGCAAGGGAAGCUGAAGGAGGCCGACGUCGACAACGCCCUGAGCAAAGUCUACGUGACCCUGAUGCGGCUCGGCUUCUUCGAUGGCAUGCCGGAGUACGAGUCCCUCGGCGUGAAAGACGUUUGCAGCAAGAAGCACAAGGAACUGGCUGCCGACGCCGCGAGGCAGGGGAUGGUGCUCCUCAAGAACGAUGCCGGCCGACUCCCAUUGGACCCCAAGAAGAUUAAAUCACUGGCGCUGGUUGGCCUAUUGGAACACAUCAAUGCUACUGAUGUCAUGCUUGGAGAUUACCGAGGCAAACCUUGCGGAGUUGUGACGCCAUACGAUGCUAUAAGGAAGAUGGUCAAUGCCACGUACGUGCACGCGUGCGACAACGGGGCGUGUGACGCGGCAAAAGGGGUGGGCAGAGCAGCCAUGUCUGCGCAGACCGUCGAUGCGACCAUCGUCAUUGCCGGCUUGAACAUGAGCGUGGAAAGGGAGAGCAACGACAGGGAGGAUCUCCUCCUGCCGUGGAACCAAACCGGCUGGAUCAAUGCCGUCGCCGAGGCCUAUCCGUACUCAAUCAUCCUCGUGAUCAUGUCGGCAGGCGGCGUGGACGUCUCCUUUGCGCAGAACAACCCAAAGAUCGGCUCCAUCGUCUGGGCCGGGUACCCUGGCGAGGAAGGCGGCACGGCCAUCGCCGAUGUUGUCUUCGGGAAACACAAUCCAGGAGGAAGGCUGCCAUUGACUUGGUUCAAGAACGAGUACGUCAACCAGAUCCCAAUGACGUCCAUGGCGCUGCGUCCCGACGCCGCGCACGGCUACCCCGGCCGAACCUACAAGUUCUACGGCGGGCCGGCCGUGCUCUACCCGUUCGGCCACGGCCUCAGCUACACCAACUUCAGCUACGCGUCCGGCACCACCGGCGCCUCGAUCACGGUCCUGGUCAGCGCCUGGGAGCACUGCAAGGAGCUCACCUACAAGCCGGGGGUGACACCGCCGGCCUGCCCGGCCGUCAACGUGGCCAGCCACAGGUGCGACGAGUCAGUGAGCUUCAACCUCACGGUGGCCAACACCGGCAGAGUGGACGGCGAUCACGUGGUGGCGGUGUACACCGCGCCGCCGCCCGAGGUGGACGACGCGCCGCUGAAGCAGCUGGUGGCGUUCCGGAGGGUGUUCGUGCCCUCCGGGGCGGCCGUCGACGUGCCCUUCACGCUCAACGUGUGCAAGGAGUUCGGGAUCGUCGAGGAGACUGCGUACACCGUCGUGCCGUCGGGCGUCAGCACGGUCCUCGUCGGAGACGGCGCGCUGUCGAUGUCAUUCCCGGUCAAGAUCGAGUUGGCGGUGUAGAUCAUUCUUUCCCAAGGCUAGGAGUUCAUUGGGAAUUUUUUUCACUGAAAGUAAUAACGAUUAAACCUAGCGAGCAAAAAUCAAAAGCAAGUGUAAUUAUAUUUUACACCAUGCUGUACAAAAACAGAAGCAGAUACAUCUCGGUGAGAAAUUGUACUCAGUUUCACGGACUCAUGAAAAGUAACAUCCGAUUCUCGAA
Molecule: messenger RNA, 2847 nt
Organism: Phragmites australis (common reed)
Lineage: Eukaryota; Viridiplantae; Streptophyta; Magnoliopsida; Poales; Poaceae
Product: beta-D-xylosidase 3-like
Exons: 3
Coding region: 165-2648 (827 amino acids)
Biological process (GO): xylan catabolic process; arabinan catabolic process
Cellular component (GO): plant-type cell wall
Molecular function (GO): xylan 1,4-beta-xylosidase activity; alpha-L-arabinofuranosidase activity
Source: RefSeq, a predicted model, not a curated record